Messenger RNA from Ustilago hordei, 3999 nucleotides. RefSeq lists its product as uncharacterized. The coding region runs from base 1 to 3999 and encodes 1332 amino acids. NCBI's taxonomy places the organism in Eukaryota, Fungi, Basidiomycota, Ustilaginomycetes, Ustilaginales, Ustilaginaceae. The record is from RefSeq and is a predicted model, not a curated record. Gene Ontology annotation, cellular component: cytosol; alpha,alpha-trehalose-phosphate synthase complex (UDP-forming). Gene Ontology annotation, biological process: trehalose biosynthetic process. The transcript has a single exon. Gene Ontology annotation, molecular function: catalytic activity.
AUGGAAGACAGCGCAGGCACAAGCAGUGACGCUACUUCGGCGCAACGCUCAACAACGCUUUCCCCCCAUCAACCACCAUCACUUGAGCCUCGCCCUUCUCUCACUCCAGGCGUCUUUGCGGAAGAGCCGCCAGCUUUCCAAGCAGCUAUUGAUGGUGCUUCAGCCUCUGUAGCGACCCACCCUUCCAUCAACGUUUCAUCUUCUCCUCACACCUCUUCAUCACAGCAAUCCAGCGUCGACUAUUUCAAGGGUGCCGCACCCUCACAAUCUGGCUCGGCCGUCGAUUCAAUCUUACAACCCAGCUCGCAUGGUCCCAGUCCAGCACUCAACUUGAACCAGACUCCAUCUCUCGCUUCUACCAGCGUCCAACCGCAGAGCGAGAUUGAAAAGGCUGAGCAAGAUAUCAUCUCGGCUUCCCUUUCCACCUCGUUUUCCCACUCCCACUCAGCUUCGACUUCCAACGAAGCUAGUGCUGCCACUGCUCCUCAACGCACUUUGAUUGGCAACGGCAAUAAGGUGGUCGCCUCGCCCUCUUCUUUCGCUCCUGCUCAGAACAAUAUCUCGAUGCGACCAGAUGCUAUUGGCGGCAUGGGUCGCGGAACUGCUGCUACAGAUCAUCUCGCUGCUCAAGACGAGCUCGAGACGCUCGACGAUAUGCGCCAAGUUGUUAAGCAGCUCGAAGAUGAUUUCAACGCAAAGCAUCCCGAGAUGCCUUUGAGCGGUCGUAUCAUCCAUGUCAGCCAUUACAUUCCUUUCGAGAUUCGCCCACUCGCUGAAGUCGACUUUGAACGUCAACGCGAGGAGAGGAUAGCCGCCACCGCUACUGUUGCCACAAUGGCAGCAGCUGCUCGUGUACGCAAAGCGGCAAAACUCGCGGCAGAGGCUGAGAAGCGCGAGAUGGAAGCUCAGCGUGAGCUACAGCGUCAAGCCGGUCAGCAGCUCGAAACAGUUUCCCGCAAGAAUAGCUUCCGUGUCAGUUCACGCAGGUCUUCCUUUGCAACCGGCUUCGGCAUGACUGGUCUAGAAGGACAGGACUUUGAAGCGACACUCCGAGAGAAUCAGGAGCGUGCCAAGCGUCGAGCAGGACGAAGAGCAUGGAUGUUGACUGAGGUGGUCGAUGACACCAGCGAAUGCUCCGAAGAGGAUCGCUUCACACCUGUUGGAUCAAGACGAGGUUCCACGUGGGCUGCAUCCAGCCGUGGAAGUUUCAGCAGCAUCUAUCAGGAGCCAUGGAGACAGUGGGGUGCCAUCAGCGAUGCUGUCAGUCCCUUUGUCAACUCGCCACCCACAGCACCGCCUCCGCCGCAGUGGGUCUUGAAACCACGACGUGGACACACUGCGCUCAACAGCGGUAUUCGUAGCUUGUGCAGUACACAUCGCCAGACCUUCAUCGGAUGGCCCGGCGACGUCCGUUUUGCUGUGCAGGCCUGCUCCGACCACCGCUCCGACCCUUCAGAGACAACCAAUAACGAGAAGCGCCAAAUCGAACAAGUUUUGGCUUCUCUCGACCAGGCCAGCGCAUGGGUUCCUCAACAGGCUCCUGUCGCUGGUGCACCGAUCAACCCCGAAAACAACCAGCCUCCCAUUGGCAAAAUGCCAGUGCCCGUGAUGAACGGUGCAGAACCUAUAGGAUCUGUCGACCCUACCACUCGUCCCAAUGGUAAUUCCGACCCCAACGGCGCCUCUGCUGCUGCUGCCGCCGCUGCCACCACCAGUCGUUCAGCUGCCACCAAGAAUUUGGGAGACCAGGAGUACGGCAUCAAAUACGUGCCUGUCUGGCUCGACUACAAAGUCGCCCAUGGUCACUACGAAGGCUACUGCAAGGCCACCCUCUGGCCUCUGUUCCACUAUCUGCUCUGGCAAGACGUCCACUCGGAGCGCCGUGCAUGGGAAGAGUACAGCUGGGAUGCAUACUACGCCGCCAACGAGGCCUUUGCUAAGCGCAUCGCCGAAGAAUACAAGCCAGGCGACUUGGUAUGGAUUCACGAUUACCAUCUCUUGCUUGUCCCGCUCAUGCUGCGAAAGCUGGUCCCAGAAGCGAUCAUCGGUCUCUUCGUCCAUGCGCCUUUCCCAAGUAGCGAAGUGUUCCGUUGCUUGCCCAAGCGUAAGGAGAUCCUCGAGGGAAUGCUUGGUGCUGAUCUUGCAUGCUUCCAAGCAUUCAGCUACUCGCGCCAUUUCUUGUCGUCAUGUGUCCGUGUCUGCGGCUUCGAAGCCUCGUCCAAUGCAGUCGAGUCGCCCAAUGGGCACGUCACCAACAUCACCUACAACCCGAUCGGUAUCGACUCGGUCAAGAUUGCCAAGGACAGCUCGUCACCGGGCGUGCUGCCCAAGAUCGAGGCGAUCCGCGAGAUGUACAAGGGCAAGAAGAUCUUGGUUGGCCGUGACAAGCUUGACGUCGUUCGCGGUGUAGUGCAGAAAUUGCAGGCAUUCCACAAGUUCCUCGCCGAAUACCCGGAAUGGCGAAACAAGGUCGUCCUUAUCCAAGUCACUGCUCCUGCGCUCAACGACUCGCCCAAGCUCGAGAGGCAAGUGUCUGAGCUCGUCUCGCACAUCAACGGCGAAUUCGGCUCGCUCAGCUUCACGCCCGUCCAUCACUACCACCAGAUCAUCGACAGGGACGAGUACUUUGCGCUACUCUCGGUUGCUGACUUGGCUCUCAUCACUUCGGUGCGUGACGGCAUGAACACCACCUCGAUGGAGUACAUCAUCUGCCAGAACCGCUUCAACAAGAGUCCUCUCAUCCUCAGUGAGUUCACGGGAACAGCAGGUCGCAUGCGUUCUGCCAUUCAGGUCAACCCGUGGAACAUCUUCGGUGUGGCCAAAGCGAUUGAUUAUGCGCUGCGUCUUACUGACGAGGAGAAGCGAGCUCGACACGAUCAGCUCUACCACCAGGUGGUCAUGCACACUUCGCAAACUUGGGCCGCUGGUCUGGUCAAGCAGCUCCUCACACGCCUCCAAUCCGAGCACUCAGUGCACUUGACCCCGCCGCUGGACCGCAAGCAGAUGGUCGACAACUUCCGCAAGGCGAAGAAGCGUCUCUUGCUGCUCGACUACGAUGGAACGCUCACACCCAUUGUCAAGGUGCCCGACAUGGCCUUACCCUCUGAGCGACUCCUCAAGGCGCUCGACGUUUUGUCGCAAGAAGAGCGCAACGUCAUUUACAUCAUUUCUGGCCGAGAUGGCGGCUUCUUGGGCAAGCACUUGGGUCAAUUCAAAGGUAUUGGUUUCUCCGCCGAGCACGGUGGAUUCGUCAAAGAGCCCGGUCAGGACGAGUAUCGCAACCUGACUGAAAGUCUAGACAUGACUUGGAUGAAGGACAUUCGCAGCGUCUUCGAAUACUACACCGAACGAACCGCUGGCAGUUUCAUCGAGCAAAAGAAGAGUGCAAUCACAUGGCACUACCGCGGCGCCGACCCUGACUUCGGCUCAUUCCAGGCGAAAGAAUGUCAGGCACACCUCGAGAAUCUGAGCUCGCAAAACAAGCUCGCUAUCGAAGUACUGGUUGGCAAGAAGAAUCUAGAAGUGCGGCCACUCGCCAUCAACAAGGGCGAGAUUGUCAAGCGUAUCCUGUACGAUCAUCCCGAUGCAGAAUUCGUCUUCUGCGCGGGAGAUGAUAAAACAGACGAAGACAUGUUCCGUACAUUGUUCAACCUCGCUCCUUCUUCGCCGGAAAUCGAGGCGAACGACAACACUCUCGCUCCACCUCGACGCAUUGAUCUGGAGGUGCGCAAGAAUCAGGCUUUGUUGAUCUCUCCUCCGACGCCACUGAAGAGCAACUCGCCAGUUGGCAGUCCGAAGAAGUUGAAGUUGACCAGGUCUGGGAUCUAUGCGACGAUGAUCGGGCCCAACAAUCGAAAGACUUUGGCUGAAUAUCACGUAGAUAGUUGCGAGAGGAUCAUUGAUGGGCUAGUAGAGAUGGCAGGGUUGGCUGAUGUGAUGGAGGAUGCUCCUUCUGAUCAGGCCAUGGAGCAAAAUGGUGGUGAGAUGGAAGAGGAUUGA